UCGUUUCAUAUUUUUCCUUCCCAUUGUGGCUCUCCACCAACUGCAUCACAUUCCUCUACAGCUAUUUCGCCAAUUUCAACACACCAAGAUUACUACACGUCUAAAGAAAAUUAUUAUAAUAUUCCAUCACCCAGUCCUAUUUAUCAUGGAUCCAAUCGUUUUUCAACGUCAAGAUACCCUUCAGUUGUUUAUACUCACGAAAAUGGUCCUCGUACAAGAAUCAUACAAGCGCAGUCUGGUUCCAUUCCUCUUAGUGAUUCCGAGUCGGACGAUGAGGGACGCUGGGCCGUUGUUUGA
Angiostrongylus costaricensis is the source of this 297-nucleotide messenger RNA. NCBI's taxonomy places the organism in Eukaryota, Metazoa, Nematoda, Chromadorea, Rhabditida, Metastrongylidae. The record is from the annotation of a GenBank genome assembly.